CAGCCGCGCGGCUCCGAGUGACAGCGCUGUGCUGCCCGAGGUCUUGAGCGGCUCGCCAUGGCUGGCCCGCAGCAGCAGCCCCCUUACCUGCACCUGGCCGAGCUGACGGCGUCCCAGUUCCUGGAAAUCUGGAAGCAUUUCGAUGCAGACGGAAAUGGAUAUAUUGAAGGUAAAGAGCUAGAAAACUUUUUCCAAGAGCUGGAGAAGGCAAGAAAAGGCUCUGGCAUGAUGUCAAAGAGUGACAACUUUGGAGAGAAGAUGAAGGAGUUCAUGCAGAAGUAUGACAAGAACUCAGAUGGAAAAAUUGAGAUGGCAGAGCUGGCACAGAUCCUGCCAACUGAAGAGAAUUUUCUUCUGUGCUUCAGGCAGCAUGUGGGCUCCAGUGCUGAGUUUAUGGAGGCUUGGCGGAAAUAUGACACGGACAGAAGUGGCUACAUUGAAGCCAAUGAGCUCAAGGGUUUCCUGUCAGACCUGCUGAAGAAGGCCAACCGGCCAUAUGAUGAGCCCAAGCUCCAGGAAUACACCCAAACCAUACUACGGAUGUUUGACUUGAAUGGCGAUGGCAAAUUGGGUCUCUCAGAGAUGUCCCGACUCUUGCCUGUACAAGAAAACUUCCUGCUGAAAUUUCAGGGCAUGAAGCUGACCUCAGAAGAGUUCAAUGCCAUCUUCACAUUUUAUGACAAGGAUGGAAGUGGCUACAUUGAUGAGAACGAGCUAGAUGCCCUUCUGAAGGAUCUGUAUGAGAAGAACAAGAAGGAGAUGAACAUCCAACAGCUCACCAACUACAGGAAGAGUGUCAUGUCCUUGGCAGAGGCGGGGAAGCUCUACAGAAAGGACCUGGAGAUUGUGCUUUGUAGCGAGCCCCCAAUGUAAAGUGGGAGAGGGAAGCUACUCCAGCACCUCCCCCAAACUGUGUCCUACUGUCCUAACACUUCUCCCCAGACCUAGAGAUCAAGACCUCCCUUCCCCUUUCCCUGCAACCUGCGUACACUAGCUUUCAGAGCAGGAAAGGAGAGAUGGAGGGUGUGGGUGGCUAGUAGGGUUCAUUCAAGCCCACUGCAACCCAGCCUGACCACGCAUACAGCUCUGCCCACAGUGGGUCACCAGCUGCGUGGAAGGUGGGCGGGGACACAGGUGGAGCUUCCCUAGUUCCCUUUGCUGUGAUGCAUGAGCUCCGUCCUCAUAUCAUUUAGGAUCUGUGUCCAACAGAGUAGACGUCUCCCCUUCGCUGGCCCCUACUUUCUCCAGGCCACCACCCAUCCCCAACUUCCAGGUUCUGCCCACCACCGUGCUCAUGGUGUAGCUAUCGCCUUGGAGUUCCUGUCGUGGAGGACGUCCAUCCUCUCCUGGCCUUCUUUACUUGUGUGUACCUUUUCUCUUUGGAUUUCCUGUCUUCUUGUUUACCAAAGAAGUUUACAGACAAUAAAGUGGAAAAAUUCUGCUUGUGGAA
Messenger RNA from Jaculus jaculus (lesser Egyptian jerboa), 1450 nucleotides. It is a transcript of the gene Calb2, whose product is annotated as calbindin 2. Gene Ontology annotation, cellular component: terminal bouton; nucleus; synapse. Gene Ontology annotation, biological process: regulation of presynaptic cytosolic calcium ion concentration; regulation of long-term synaptic potentiation. The transcript is spliced from 11 exons. Bases 58 to 873 code for a protein of 271 amino acids. Lineage: Eukaryota; Metazoa; Chordata; Mammalia; Rodentia; Dipodidae. Gene Ontology annotation, molecular function: calcium ion binding. The record is from RefSeq and is a predicted model, not a curated record.